GAGCCGGCCCAGCUGCUCGGAGGCUCUGGCAUGGUAACAUCCCCGCGCGGGGGUGGAGGGGCUCGGGGCGGUCCCACAGCGCCCCCUGCGGCCCGGGCCGUGGCCGAUGGGGCGGGGAGGCCGCUGGGGAUAGCUGGGACCCCGGGGAGGGCGAGGGAGGCCAAGGGUGAGGGAAGAGAGCCCGGGAGGGGGGAUGGGGGCGGGGACUGGGGGCGAAGGGGCGGGGGAGGCCAUGAUGGAGCCUGGCCGGGGGCGAAAGGUGCGAGAGUGGCGGGACUGGGUGAAGAGUGGGAUUGGGAGAGGUGGGGGUGGGUUCGCGGAGAAAGAUCGGGAAAGAAGAGAGAGGGCGGAGAUGAGGGGACUGAGGGGACCAGGGGACAGGUGGGGACCAGUUUCCCCUCCUGGGAUAUUUGGUGUGCGACAUGCCCUUCCCCCAGCCCCAGCGCCCGUUCCCUUUGGAAGCCUGGGUGCUCCUCAGACCACUUGGGGACUCCCUGCUUCACCUUCCUGCAUUUGCAAGAGCUUGUCUCCUGAGGUGGAGAGGGGGCCUCUGAAGAAAGGGGCUCCCAGCCCAGGCCAUCAACAAACUAACGACUCUGUGUGACCUUGGAUGCCCCCUCCAGGGAUCCCCCCACCCUUUCCUCCGAUGGGGCUACCCCCCAUGAGUCAGAGACCACCAGCUAUCCCCCCCAUGCCACCUGGCAUCCUGCCCCCAAUGCUUCCACCAAUGGGGGCGCCACCACCACUCACACAGAUACCAGGAAUGGUACCUCCGAUGAUGCCAGGAAUGCUGAUGCCAGCGGUGCCUGUCACCGCAGCGACGGCUCCGGGUGCGGACACCGCCAGCUCUGCUGUGGCUGGGACAGGCCCUCCGAGGGCCCUAUGGAGUGAGCAUGUGGCCCCAGAUGGGCGCAUCUACUACUACAAUGCUGACGACAAGCAGUCCGUGUGGGAGAAGCCCAGCGUGCUCAAGUCCAAGGCAGAGCUGCUCCUGUCCCAAUGUCCCUGGAAAGAGUACAAGUCGGACACAGGCAAACCUUAUUACUAUAACAACCAGAGUAAAGAGUCCCGCUGGACCCGGCCCAAGGAUCUGGAUGACCUAGAGGUUCUAGUCAAACAAGAGGCUGCAGGGAAACAGCAGCAGCAGCUGCCACAGACACUUCAGCCACAGCCACCUCAGCCACAGCCUGACCCCCCACCUGUGCCUCCUGGCCCCACCCCAGUGCCCACAGGCCUCCUGGAACCUGAGCCAGGUGGGAGUGAAGAUUGUGAUGUGUUGGAGGCCACCCAGCCCCUGGAACAGGGGUUCCUGCAGCAGCUGGAGGAGGGCCCCAGCAGUUCUGGACAGCAUCAGCCACAGCAGGAGGAGGAGGAAUCAAAGCCAGAACCAGAGAGGUCUGGCCUCAGUUGGAGCAACCGGGAGAAGGCAAAGCAGGCAUUCAAGGAACUGCUGAGGGACAAGGCUGUCCCCUCCAAUGCCUCAUGGGAACAGGCCAUGAAGAUGGUGGUCACCGACCCCCGUUACAGUGCCUUGCCUAAACUGAGUGAGAAAAAGCAGGCAUUCAAUGCCUACAAGGCGCAGCGGGAGAAGGAGGAGAAGGAGGAGGCCCGGCUAAGGGCCAAAGAGGCCAAGCAGACCCUGCAGCAUUUCCUGGAGCAGCAUGAACGCAUGACCUCCACCACCCGCUACCGGCGGGCAGAACAGACCUUUGGGGAGCUGGAGGUCUGGGCUGUGGUCCCUGAGAGGGAUCGAAAAGAGGUUUAUGAUGAUGUCCUCUUCUUCCUGGCCAAGAAGGAGAAGGAACAGGCCAAGCAGCUCCGGCGCCGCAAUAUCCAGGCCCUAAAGAGCAUCCUGGAUGGGAUGAGUAGUGUCAACUUCCAAACCACGUGGUCCCAGGCCCAGCAGUACCUCAUGGAUAACCCCAGCUUUGCUCAGGACCAUCAGCUGCAGAACAUGGACAAGGAAGAUGCACUGAUCUGUUUUGAGGAGCACAUCCGAGCUUUGGAGAGGGAAGAGGAGGAGGAACGGGAGCGGGCCCGGCUUCGGGAGCGACGCCAACAACGCAAGAAUCGGGAGGCCUUCCAGACCUUCCUGGACGAGCUGCAUGAGACAGGGCAGCUGCACUCUAUGUCCACCUGGAUGGAGCUAUAUCCAGCAGUCAGCACUGAUGUCCGCUUUGCCAACAUGCUGGGCCAGCCGGGCUCCACCCCUCUGGACUUAUUCAAGUUCUAUGUGGAGGAGUUGAAGGCACGAUUCCAUGAUGAAAAGAAGAUCAUUAAGGACAUCCUUAAGGUGAACACGGCCUUUGAGGACUUCGCCCACGUCAUAAGCUUUGACAAGAGGGCUGCCGCACUGGACGCAGGCAACAUCAAGCUGACCUUCAAUAGUCUGCUGGAGAAAGCAGAGGCACGGGAGAGGGAGCGGGAGAAGGAGGAGGCACGCAGGAUGCGGCGCAGGGAAGCUGCCUUUCGAAGCAUGCUGAGGCAGGCUGUGCCUGCUCUGGAGCUAGGCACUGCCUGGGAAGAGGUCCGUGAGCGUUUUGUGUGUGACUCAGCCUUUGAGCAGAUCACCCUGGAGUCGGAGCGGAUCCGGCUCUUCCGGGAGUUCCUACAGGUGCUGGAGCAGACUGAAUGCCAGCACCUCCACACCAAAGGCCGAAAGCAUGGCAGGAAAGGCAAGAAGCACCAUCACAAGCGUUCCCACUCACCCUCAGGCUCUGAGUCAGAAGAAGAGGAGCUGCCCCCACCAUCUCUCCGGCCCCCCAAGCGGAGGAGGCGGAACCCCUCAGAGUCAGGCUCUGAGCCCUCUUCCUCACUUGAUUCAGUUGAAAGUGGGGGUGCUGCCCUUGGAGGACGGGGCUCCCCUUCCUCCCAUCUUCUUGGAGCAGAUCAUGGCCUUCGGAAAGCCAAGAAACCAAAAAAGAAAACUAAGAAGAGAAGACACAAGUCGAAUAGUCCUGAGAGUGAGACAGACCCUGAGGAGAAAGCUGGCAAGGAGAGCGAUGAGAAAGAACAAGAACAGGACAAGGACAGGGAGCUCCAACAGGCAGAGCUCCCUAACCGUUCCCCAGGCUUUGGAAUCAAGAAGGAGAAGACAGGCUGGGACACGUCAGAAAGUGAGCUGAGUGAGGGUGAGCUGGAGAGGCGGCGGCGGACACUCCUACAGCAGCUGGAUGAUCACCAGUGACCCAAUGAGCUGUUCUCUGCCUCGGGUCUGUGUGAGGCCAUGGCUCCUGGGCCACCCUCACCGUCUGCCUCAGACUUCUUCCUUAGUCUGGUCUGUGUCCACUUUUUCUAAAGUAACCCCACCCCCAGCACACCAUUGUUGGCACCUCUCAAGGUUGCUCUUGGUGUUCAAGGGUCCCCUACUCCCUGGACUAGUGCAGUCCUUGCCCUCAGCCCCAGACCAGAGAUGGGUGGUAUAUGCCAUGUGGGGUGGGUGAUGCCAGUAGAUAAAAGUGUGAGAGAAGGGGUCUCCAGGGAAGAGUCACAGGCUGUUGGACGCAGCCUGGGUGGCAGAGGGCAGGGUCAUCACCCUCUAGCAUCAGUGCCUGCUCCUGCCUGCCCUGGCCCUGAGGCUCCACCACUUCUUCCUCCACCCAGGACCUAAUGUACGUGUGUUUUGUUUUUUGUUUUUUAAAUAACAAUAUUUAUAACAUG
Molecule: messenger RNA, 3660 nt
Organism: Homo sapiens (human)
Lineage: Eukaryota; Metazoa; Chordata; Mammalia; Primates; Hominidae
Gene: PRPF40B
Product: pre-mRNA processing factor 40B
Exons: 25
Coding region: 611-3187 (858 amino acids)
Biological process (GO): mRNA cis splicing, via spliceosome
Cellular component (GO): nuclear speck; nuclear lumen
Source: RefSeq, marked reviewed